Colias croceus (clouded yellow) is the source of this 1118-nucleotide messenger RNA. Its product is annotated as steroid receptor RNA activator 1-like. NCBI's taxonomy places the organism in Eukaryota, Metazoa, Arthropoda, Insecta, Lepidoptera, Pieridae. The transcript is spliced from 3 exons. Gene Ontology annotation, biological process: regulation of transcription by RNA polymerase II. The record is from RefSeq and is a predicted model, not a curated record. Bases 205 to 825 code for a protein of 206 amino acids. Gene Ontology annotation, cellular component: nucleus.
UAGAGAUUGUGAGAGAUUGCUUUUGCAGAGAGUUUUGCAGACUUGCAGUCUGGAUAUGUAUUGCAAAAAAGAUAUUAUACCUAACUGAUUUUGCAACCGUAUCAUAUUUCUAUUAACUAACUUUAUAACCAGUAGUGUUUUUUAGCAAUCAAGCAGAAUAAAUGCUUGUGUGACAAAAAUAAAUGCUAGUUGUUUAAACUAAAAAUGGAUAACUGCGAAAAUACAGUACCAACAACCAAUAAAGUGCCAUUCGACCCUGGCUGGAACGACCCUCCAACUUUCACUUACAACGCCCAGCAGACCACUCCGAACAGACCCCGAAAUUUUCUGAAUAAAAGAGUAGCAUUCCCCGUGUCAAGCACAGCUGGGAUACCUUCAGCUGCGCCUGCAAAUAUUCCCCCCAUGCCAACACCAAUGCCCAUCUCACCCAUGGUACCACCCCCUAUGUCAAAUAUAACAUCAAACAUUGAACCGCAUGAAAAAAUUCAUAUUGAUAGUGAAAAGAUAUUAAAAGAAGUAAGGAACACAUUAUUGGGAAUAUUAGAGGAAAGCAGUGAGUUGGGUGCUAAGGCAGAGAGUAUAAGAAAAAAAAUUAAUUUAAUGGAGGAAAUGUGGACAAGUGAAAAGCUGAAUACACAAGUUCAGUUGCGAAUGCAAGAGUUAGCCAAAGCUCUAAAAGAAGAUAAGCCAGCUAAAGCUGAUGAGAUCCACAAAGCUCUGAUGGUAGACCAUGUGAGUGUGGUCGGAACAUGGAUGCCUGGUGUCAAACAAAUUAUAUACAAUUGCAUAGCUCGGACUGAAUUAUUAGCUAUUGAUAAGGAAUAAAUGUGAUUUAUAUAUAAGUUGAAAUUGUUCCAGAAUAGUCACAUAUUGGCAUUUAAUGCUUUAUUUUUGUUUAAUUUGUUUGCUUGAAGCUUGAGUAUUAUUUUCCAAAUUAUUCCCUUAUGUAUUGUCUUGGUGUGUAUAAAUGUUGAGUCAAAAUUACGAAGACUGAGAUUCUGUAUUAUUUGAUUUUUACUACUAAUAGCUACAGUGAAUAAAUGUAAUAAUCAAUUGUACAUUAUUUGUAUGUUUCUUUGAAUUAAUUAUAUGGCAAGAAUAUAUGUUGUAAAUAAAAU